CCUCAAAAAUCAGAUCCGCUUUUAACAACUCUUGCAAACUUUUGUGACCAAUAGUGAAUUUUUCCGUUAACAUAAAUAAAUUUGGUUGAUAUAAAUAAAAAAUUUAUGUACUGACCUGUGGAAAAAAUAUGAAAAUUAACUAAUCAAGUGUUUGUAAUUUUUGUUUUACUUGUCAAGAAUAUUUUUACCAAGUAAAGGGACAAUGUUGGGACAUUCUAUUAGAAUCUCAUCCGGUAAAGCUCUGAGUUUUAAACUCUUACGACCAUUUUUGCGUGUGAGAAAUUUUUCAACGCAAACUGAACCUCUUCCCAGUCAAAGUGAAUCUGAGUUUCUCAAUCCGAAUGAUCCACCACUAAUAGACCCACUAAAGCACCCGGACUUCUUCGGAGUCCAUCAGCUGUUUACCGUAAAAGAUUUAUUUGACGCGCGAGUCCACUACGGUCAUAAAAUCGGGUCUCUAGAUGACCGUAUGAAACCUUUCAUCUUCGGAUCACGCCUCGGUCAUCUAAUAUUCGACCUGGACCAGACAGCAGUGCUGUUACGAGAAGCCCUAAACUUCACAGCACACACUGCAUUUCGCAAAGGAGUUAUUCUAUUUGUCUGUCGUAACCCGCAAGUGACGCACUUGGUGGAAAAAACUGCCCUCGAGUGCAAGGAAUUCGCUCACACUCGCUUCUGGCUAGACGGAAUCUUCACAGACUCCACCAAGAAGUUCAAAGCAGUGACGCGGCUCCCAGAUCUGGUCAUCCUGAUCAACACCCUUAAUGACGUUCUUCGUCAGAACAACGCAGUUCGGGACAGCGCCAAGAUGUGCAUCCCCACCGUGGGAAUCGUCGACACCAAUUGCAAUCCUAAUUUAGUGACUUAUCCAGUCCCGGGUAACGAUGACACUCCAGUCGCUGUUGAACUUUACUGUAAAUUAUUCAAAGAAGCUAUCAUGCGCGGCAAAAGCGCACGCGCUAAAUUAUUUCAUCUUCUUGAUGAAUAAUGUGGCUUCUUUUUUUUUUAUUUUAUUUUUUAUUAAUGUAUAUAAGCUAUAAGUAUAUAAAAAUAAUAACGAGUAAUAGUUGUAUAGACAA
Molecule: messenger RNA, 1079 nt
Organism: Cotesia glomerata
Lineage: Eukaryota; Metazoa; Arthropoda; Insecta; Hymenoptera; Braconidae
Gene: mRpS2
Product: 28S ribosomal protein S2, mitochondrial
Exons: 3
Coding region: 203-988 (261 amino acids)
Biological process (GO): translation
Cellular component (GO): ribosome; mitochondrial small ribosomal subunit
Molecular function (GO): structural constituent of ribosome
Source: RefSeq, a predicted model, not a curated record